Amoebophrya sp. A120 is the source of this 275-nucleotide messenger RNA. The record is from the annotation of a GenBank genome assembly. Lineage: Eukaryota; Dinophyceae; Syndiniales; Amoebophryaceae.
CCUCUGCCCCUUCUUGCGGAGCCGUGGACGCGGCAGGCCCAGUACAGAAAGUGGGGAGAGACCGGGCCAAGGCCAAUGCCGCAAGAGCAGGAGUUCAACGGUCCUGGGGACAUGGUGCCAGUGGUUGGAACAUCUCGGGGCCGAGAUGAAUACUACCGGGAAGAAAAUCGUAGUGCGCGGGAGAGGAAGGAAAGCAACGCCCACGACCUUGCUCAAAAGGCGCAAGAGGUUGGUAAGAAGAAACUCGCGGAGUUCCGCACGGCGGGCAAAUCAAU